This is a messenger RNA of Penicillium alfredii, 480 nucleotides long. RefSeq lists its product as uncharacterized. The transcript has a single exon. The coding region runs from base 1 to 480 and encodes 159 amino acids. The record is from RefSeq and is a predicted model, not a curated record. NCBI's taxonomy places the organism in Eukaryota, Fungi, Ascomycota, Eurotiomycetes, Eurotiales, Aspergillaceae.
AUGCUCGCUGAUCGAGACGCUCGGAUCGACGCGGAGCAGGUCUCCGGCCAAUAUUCCGUCUGGCGCGAUGUGCUUCGUGUUAUGCGAUGUCCCAGGCCUCCAUGUCGCUACGAAGGACAAUACUACUGGCAAGAUCCAGAGGGGAAGAGGCACCAUAGGUUGAAAACACACUAUCUGAAGACCCUCGUCAAAUAUGUGGAGCAAGCUGGGGUUCUCGAGACCCACGCUGAUGUCCCUGAUAGUGUUCACGAGCAGCUCUAUGCCGAAAACCAGCGACUAAACAAAAAAAAGAAAGCUGCGGAGAACUCUACAUCGGGUUCUGUGUGUCCUCCAGUCUAUAUCAAUGUCCUCCCGGCUAGAUCAUCUCAACCGUCUAUACAGCCCUCUGCAAAUGAUGCUAUGCGCACUAGGCCCGGCUGUACUGAAUCUAUUGUGAUCGACGGCCUGCUAGAUAACUCUGUGGACGAGUAUACUGAAUAG